CGGCCAUUUCAUUUUGAUGCGCGUGAAUCGUAACGGGACAACAUGGCGACGCAGACGGCCCGCUACUACAGCGAAAGCGGCAGAGCAACGAAACGCCAGAAAACGGAAAACGAGGGGGGAAUGGCGACCGAGGACUAUGUUGAUCCGCACAAGACCCUCCCCUCUCUUGUGGUGCAUGUCCGAGGUUUAGUGGACGGAGUUUUGGAGGCCGACAUCGUUGAAGCCCUGCAAGAGUUUGGAACCAUCAGCUAUGUUGUACUCAUGCCUAAGAAGCGUCAAGCCCUUGUUGAAUAUGAAGAUAUGAAUGGGUCUUGCAAUGCUGUUACUUACGCCAACGACAACCAGAUCUACAUCGCCGGACAUCCUGCGUUUGUAAACUACUCUACCAGCCAGAAGAUAUCCCGGCCGGGUGACCCAGAUGAUUCCCGCAGUGUUAAUACUGUUUUGCUACUCACAAUCAUGAACCCAAUUUAUCCUGUUACCACGGAUGUUCUCUAUACUAUUUGCAACAACUGUGGUCCUGUUCAAAGAAUCGUCAUCUUUCGGAAGAAUGGUGUCCAGGCCAUGGUGGAAUUUGAUUCAGUUCAGAGUUCCCAAAGGGCCAAGGCCUCACUCAAUGGGGCUGAUAUAUACUCUGGCUGUUGCACGCUAAAGAUCGAGUAUGCCAAGCCAACACGCCUUAAUGUGUUCAAGAAUGACCAGGACACAUGGGACUACACCAAUCCGAACCUGAGCAGCCAAGGUGCAGAUGCUGAUGGCAAUGGGGGCAAUCAAGAUAUGAACGCCAACCCCAACAAGCGCCAGAGGCAGCCGGCUCUGCUGGGAGACCACCCUCCAGAGUAUGGAGGUUAUCACGGAUACCAAGACGAGAGCUACAGCGGAUCCUAUGAAGGCCGACGGAUGGGGCCGCCCAUGGGUGGUCCAAGGCGUGGUGGAACCAGUCAGCGUUACGGUGCACAAUACGGCCCCCCACCUCCGCCCCCCGGUGAAUAUGGCGCACAUGCAGACUCACCAGUGAUCAUGGUGUAUGGCCUGGAUCCCUCAAAAAUAAAUGCAGACAGGGUCUUCAACAUCUUCUGCCUGUAUGGAAAUGUGGAACGGGUGAAAUUCAUGAAGAGCAAGCCUGGAGCUGCUAUGGUGGAGAUGGGGGACUGCUAUGCUGUGGAUCGUGCCAUCUCACAUCUCAACAACAACUUCCUGUUCAAUCAGAAGCUCAAUGUUUGUGUGUCUAAGCAGCAGGCCAUCAUGCCCGGUCAGUCCUAUGAGCUGGAAGACGGGACCAGCAGCUUCAAAGACUUUCACGGGAGCAGAAAUAACCGUUUCUCCUCUCCAGAGCAGGCAGCAAAGAACCGCAUUCAGCAUCCCAGCAACGUCCUACACUUCUUCAACGCAGCACCCGAGGCUUCACCAGACUCCUUUACCAGGGUCUGUGAAGAACUUGGGGUAAAGAGCCCUUCCAAUGUCAAACUUUUUGCAGCUAAAGGUUCCACAUCAGAGAGGAGUUCGUCAGGGCUUCUGGACUGGGAGUCUGUUAAUGACGCCAUGGAAGCUCUUGCUAUGAUGAACCAUUACCAGAUGAAAAACCCCAGUGGCCCAUACCCA
Molecule: messenger RNA, 1602 nt
Organism: Sinocyclocheilus grahami
Lineage: Eukaryota; Metazoa; Chordata; Actinopteri; Cypriniformes; Cyprinidae
Product: heterogeneous nuclear ribonucleoprotein L-like
Exons: 14
Biological process (GO): mRNA processing
Cellular component (GO): nucleus
Molecular function (GO): RNA binding
Source: RefSeq, a predicted model, not a curated record